This is a messenger RNA of Suillus paluster, 724 nucleotides long. RefSeq lists its product as uncharacterized. NCBI's taxonomy places the organism in Eukaryota, Fungi, Basidiomycota, Agaricomycetes, Boletales, Suillaceae. The record is from RefSeq and is a predicted model, not a curated record. The transcript is spliced from 4 exons. Bases 8 to 628 code for a protein of 206 amino acids.
UCACAUCAUGCAUACAAAUUUUGCAUCACCAGUCAUUCUUAUCUGGCGUCUUUACGUCCUAUCCAACAAAUCCAAGCUCCUACUCUAUGGCCUACUGGGGGUGUUCCUACCUAUCAUCGCGCUCUAUGUAGGGAUGGAUAUUUUUUUAUACAGUCGACCUUCAGCGUUCUCAGUGAAAGAAUUAGUAACUGAGAACUUCACGUACUGCGCGAUUUCCUUCAACAUGGGACCUAUGCCUGCAACAUAUGCUUCCAUCCCCGUCAUAUGCUUCGAUAUCUUCCUAGUUAUUCUCGCAGCUGCCAUCCUCGUGAAACACAUAAAAGGACGGAGGGAAAUGAGAAUGAAGCCUAACACCUACGUGUUGAUGAUCGUGCGAUAUCAUAUCCUAUACUUUGUCCUAAAUUUGGCAACUCAAAUAUUCCUGGUGAUAGUAUGGGCCAACCUUCCGAUAGCGGCAUCGAGUCUGCUAUUUCUCUUCAAUGAUACCGCACCAUUUAUUAUCGCGCCCCGUCUCUUCAUUAGCAUCUGGGAUACGCAUGCCAACAGCAGCUGCACACGUGUCAGUAGGACAUUCGCAGAUUGUGAAUGCUUGACCACGGCAGAUGAGUACGAGAUGGACAGUGCAUGAAAGGCUUUUGUUAUGUCAACGGUCGAGCACUCAUUGUCAUGAUUGACGCGGGUCAAAUUUGUUCCCACUUCGGUGAUAUUUACAUACCAUGUACAU